AUGCAGCACACGCCUCUCCCGCUCUCCACUUCGUUGAGCGCUCCCAGCUUGCAGCAUGUUUCAACACGCGACUCAAAUUUUGACCUUCGCGACGCUCCUUCUGCUGCCAAGGCGCUAUCCUACACACCCCACCUCCCAGCAUCUCUCGGCAUCGGCUCUCCACGACCACCGACAAAGUCAUUGAAAGAGCGCCUCAGAUUCUCCAAAACUGCUUGCUCGUCCUCCUCCUCCUCCUCUACUCUGCCAGCUUCUCGUUCCAACACCGAUGGCCUCCAGUUCCCUCCCACUGCCGCUUCUGGCUUUUCUGCCUCCAUUCCAAUCCCAACGUGGCGCUCGCAAGCUUCGAGCACCCACUUGACUUCGCACACUCCCAACGCUCUUCCCAGAAGCAGCAGCACCGUCUCCCUCGGCUCCAUGUCUACUUCCACUUCGUCUCGCAAUUUUCUCGUGCCCAUCGGUGCUACCGGUGCGCGUCAAAGGCUCUCCAUUGCUAGUGCUUCACAGCGACGCAAGCUCGCCCAGUCCGAAGACGCAAAGUCGUCCGCAGACAGUCCAACCACUCACAGGCAUACGGAUACUCUCGCUCUCCAUCGUUCCCAAUCCGACCUGGAUAACCUCGCCCCUUUCGACGGUGCAUCCUCCCAAUCCGCCUCUGUCGGUGUCUUGACCUCCGCCUGUGGCUCACCAACGCCCCUUGCAUCGCAGUCAGCUACAAAUUCGACUCCUACUCCUGCAGAGUUGAUUCAGCAAGCCGCCAUGCAGCGUCUCUCUUCGCAGCGCUUUAUGGCCAAUCCUAAGGCUCAAAGCCAUUCCGACAACACCGUGUCUGCCCGUCCUUUCUCCAGUCGAAUCAACCCUACCACGCCUAAGCCAUCCGCAUCCGCAUCCGCAUCCGCACCCGCACCCGCACCCGCAUCCGCAUCCGCAUCCCCAGCAACGCGACAAGUUCCGCCUUCUUCCUCUGUGAGACCGCCGUCAUCCACCCCAGACAGACACGCAGACGUCCCAUUGCCUGCCACCUCAACACCUGCACCGUCUCGACUACCUGCCGUGACCGGAACCGAUCUAGACAACCCCCCCCUCGCCGACACCAGCAGCAUAGCAUCCAAGCCUCUCACUCUCGCUGAAUCCUACAAGCGCGCCAUGCUCGAGCGAGACGCUGAGCGCGAUGCCGAGCGCGCAAAGGCCUCGGCCGCUCGUGUCAAUGCCGCUUCGCCCACACUCGCGCCUGCUCCUGCACUUCCCCAAGCAUCCGCACCCACCUUGAACCUCGACCUGCCCAGCAUGAGCUUCUUCGAUCACGAAACUGCCACGAAGAGCAGCACCACUACGCCAGCUCAGCCUCCUUCUCCUUCCGCUACCUUCACAAAGCAGGAGCCAACCACUUCCAAGCCAUCGACACUGCCCACCGCAGACGACAGCAGCAAACGAAUCGCAUCCCUCGAUAGCGCCACACCACCACAGCACGGCUCGACUCUGCCCAGCCUGCACACGUCGCUCGACCAGAACAAGGCGAUACAGGCCCGCAUCAAGCUCGGCUCGAACGACGAACCUGCCUACGAUGGACUGUUUGACAGCGACGUCAGUCCGUUCGACGCCACCUCCGAAGACAGUCUGCUUGCACGCUCCUAUCUCGCUCUGUGCGACGACGACAACGACGUACACGCCAACAACAAUAACAACAAGAACAACAACAACAACAACACCACCACCAAAAACAACAACAACGACGGCGACGAUGCUGCUCACCGUCCAAGCAAGGCUACGCCCAAGCAGAACACGACGGCUUUGGAUGCGUCACACCAACUUGCCACUUCAUCCAAUUCAGCCAAGCCUUCUGCACCGUCUGCUAGCGCACCGCAAACGCCGCCCGCCGACAAGAGCUUUGUCCAAUUCUCCACACCAGAACAGGACCGAGCAACGCCCAAAGCAGAGCUCACAUCAUACGACAACGCAUCGUUCAGCAGCAGCUUCCUUCCAUCGACUCUCAGCGCGCAGACCAGCAUCGUCAGAGAAAUGGACCGACCCGGCCUUCCGCGCGAAAUUUCGCUCAAGACAUUGCGCUUGCCGCCGAACAAGCUCGAAGCCUCUCCUGGCCCUCGCGAAGAAGCCGCUUUGCAGGCCGGAGCCAUUGCCGCCGCUGCAGCUGUUCCCCCAGUCAUAUCCAGCUCGGGAUCGCCGAGCAACUUCUCAAAGCCGUUCAGCCGCGCCUCACCCGCCUUCAACGGCGAGCGUACGCUGCAGUCAUCCGACGAGAGCGCAGAUGUCGUGAAAUGGAGACGCAGUCAAGAAGCUCUGGCAACCUUUUCACCUCUCCAACAAAGCCGCUUCUCCGAGGCGAGCACGGACCGCUCCGACUCUCGUGCACCCACUCGCAACGAGAAUCGCUACUCGGGUCGCGCUUCCAGCGUAUCCAGCGCCGACGGCCUCACCGACGAGGCUACCGACGCACACCUGCUUCCCGCGAGCGCCUGGCACGAAGUCGAGAAUGCUCUCCAACGAUUCCGUGACAAGUCGUCCAACGCUGCUGCUGCUGACCGUGGCAAUUUGCUGCGUGCUGUUCUGCUCCCCUUUUUGGCGCUCGAGGCAGAAACUGCCACAGUCGAUGUCGUCGGCUCGGGCGUCUACGUCAAAGGCAGAGCGAGGCGUGCACUCUUCUUUGACUGGAUUCGCUCGCUCUUGUUGGAGCUCCAACACGUGCAGACCUCGGCCGACCGUGGUGCCAUUCUCGAAAGCAUUGCUUGUAUCAUUGAGAGCCGCAACUUUUCCGCUUCGAUCCUCAGCACGGAUCCAGAGGACGAAGCUCGCUUCUCGUCCGUCUUUGGUCACAUUCUGUCGUACGCCAUUGGCGAGCUAAACAAGAAGGGUGUCUACCAGAAUACGCUCAUCUUUUCCGGUCGCCUGUUGGCUGUUGCGUUUUUCCGGGUCAAUGGUGUCGCAAGCAAGCUGCUGCGUGCUCUGCCCGUCAAUCGCUUUGCCCUUGAGCGCGUCGCGCGCGAGUUUGACUGGCAGAGAAAGAGGCCUGUCGACUUUCACCGAUUCGCCAAUCGUUUUCCUGCCACCCUACGCCCACUGUGUUACAAGGAUUCGCGCGAAUACCUCAAGAUGCUUGACAGCGAGUCGGUUGCAGUCUCGACGAACGGCACGGAUCCUCAAAGCGCUGAAGACGAUCGAUUCUUGGUCUGCCAGCCCGAGGUGGAAGUGGAAAUGUCGGGCAAUUGGCUUCGUCGAUGGCAGUCGGACGACUCGGAGCUCUUUUUCAGCUUUUGCCGUAGCUACCACCGUCAGCUUGCCAGCUUAUUCGCUAGCUCCAAGACGCUUGAAAGCGUGUCCAAGUACUUCUUUGGCGGUCCCGGAUACGCGCAUCUUGCCACGUGUGUACAUCAAAAAUGUCUGGCUUUGGUGCACCGCGUCAUCUUGUCCGUCACCACGCUCUCAUCGCAGAAAAACUUUAACCCCGCCGGCGAGACGGCCAACGUGCUUUCCGGAAGCACUGCCGGCAAACCACGCAUCCUUGAAGCUGCCAAUCGCCGAUGCACGGCCAUCGUAGUCGACAUUGUGCGUGCGCCAGCGGGCACCAACAUGAUCUUUGCGCCCAUGCUUGGUUUGCACAUCAAGGCGCUCGUCAAGCGAACCUCGCUGUACGACGUGCAGGGCGUCUUUUGUCUGCUCGACUGGCUCGAUGGCGUCAUCAGCCACAUGGACUCGAUCGACUUUAUCGGCGAAGGUUUGAUCGACGUCUCGUUCAUCAUCACCACCAUCGGCAUGCUCCUUGAGAACGCCGAUCACGCGCUGGCACUCAUGCGUACGAUCGCCUUCUGCUACGCCAACUUUGGCGUGCUGACCGCGACGAGCGAGAACCGCAUCUACUUUUGCGAACAGAUCCUGCUCAAGCCGACCGUCUUCCACAAGCUCUUCCUGUCAUGGUCGUUUACGAUUCGCGCCUACUAUCUGCACCUCCUCGUCUUCCGACUGGCGCGCAUUCACGAUUUUCCCUCGCCGAGCGACGAUCCAGCUGGAAGGACGGCGGUGCGUGUGGUACGUCUGUUCAACCAUCGGUUGGAGACGCUGCGAAAGAGGCACGAUCUGCUUUCGCCCGAGAUCGACUCGAGUUCGGACGGGACCAAGUCGGAGGAUGGCAAAUCGAGAAAGUCAGGCACUUCGACGUUUGUCAGCACCAUUAAACGCGCCUCUACGGAUGGCGGCGCAAGCUCCGAAGGAAGCACCGACAGCCGACCCAAGGCGGAAAAGAUCAUGGGCAUGACCGCCGUGGAUUCCGCAAAGUCUUCCGACUCAAAAAAGUCGUCACACUCCAAAACCAAGAACUGGCUCAAGGCGUUCCGUGGCUCGAGCAAGGAGGGCAAGAACGGAUCGAAUCGCGCCAUCCAGCCCUUCUCGCCUACUUCUGGAAAGACGACGACAACGGCGACCGAGUCAGACGACGACAGCAAGACCAUCGGGAGCGCGCGCACCACGCCACGCACGUCGUUCGAAUCAGCAAGCUCGGAUACCAUCUCGGACGUUUCCACGCUCGCUGGCAGUAUCCGUGGAGGCAAAUCCAAGAGCAGCAGUAGCGGCUUUGAAUUUGACAUCAAAGAGCAGCAACAGGCGGCGAGGUCGUCGUCGCAAGCGGCCGAUAGCACUGGAUCGGGAUUGGUGCUGUCCCCCACCCACGACGCUGGUAUCGCCAAGGACACAGUCUUUGAUCUGCAAUCAGGACAUGCACAACACCCACCGACACCGGGAAGAACGCCCAUGUCACCGCGUAUCUCUCGGGCCUUCUCACGACGGGUCUCGAUGCUGCCUGGACCAGCGUCGGAGCUUGUAGCGGAAGCAGAGGGGGACGCAGCGCCACCGGUGCCCGAUCUGCCCGCAGACCACCUGGGUUUGGGGCUAAGCGGCAUCAAUGGCAAUGACACCACCUCUUCCACGGAGGUGUACGACGAGACGCUGCACAUCUAUGCUGUUCAGAGUCUGCGCGAGUAUGAGCAGACGGUGCAGGAGCACGACGAAUUUUUUGCCUCGCUCCCGCAGGAUCAGUCGACACAGGUGCCUCGAUUACCCGUCAACUGGCCUGCUAUGUGGUCCUCUACCGGAGAGUAA
Molecule: messenger RNA, 5103 nt
Organism: Mycosarcoma maydis (corn smut)
Lineage: Eukaryota; Fungi; Basidiomycota; Ustilaginomycetes; Ustilaginales
Exons: 1
Coding region: 1-5103 (1700 amino acids)
Source: RefSeq, a predicted model, not a curated record